GCGGGCCUGCAGCGGUUCGGGGCGGGGCGCGAAGGGAGGAGGCGAGCCCUGCGGCUGCCUGCGCUUGCACUUUUGAGUGGCCCGGCGACCGGAGCGACCGUCCUCGCUCCGGAACAAAGCCUUCCGCGGACUCUGGCGAGAACCCAAUUGAUGAAUGCCUGGAAGCUGACAUACACACGUAUUCAGAAAUGUUUCGCCACCUGAGACCUUUGAGAAGGUUCUGUCUGGAGCAGAUCCGCCCACACGGGUUCCACUACUCCCGAGCUUUGUCGGGAGCAGAGGCAGUCCACGCCUUGAGGCCUUUCUACUUUGCAGUUCACCCAGACUUCUUUGGACAGCACCCAAAAGAAAGGGAAGUCAAUGAAAAUUCUCUUAAGAGACUAAGUGUCUACUUAGAAAACCUCCAGAAACCAGGCUUCAAGUCUUUGAAACCAACUCAGCUUAUAUUUUAUGUGAGAGAAACGGACCAGGAUCCCUCGGAUGGCCAGGAAUCCUGUAGUUCUUCCGGAUUUCGAGCAAUCAGAUUUACUUUGCACACCCGAGACCUGCUAAGCACAGUAUUGUAUAUUCUCAACUCCUGCAGUUUAUCUGUGGAACAUGUCCAAAGCUUGAACACUAACGUGCAUUCCCAGCCUCUCAGAGAAGCUAAACGGACCCCUGAUAGGCCCAUCAAAUGGGACAAGUCCUACUACUCCUUCACCGGAUUCAAGGACCCCGACGGAGACCUUGAGCAAGCCUGGAGAAAAGAAACAACCCUAACAUCGUGGUUACAUAACAACGGGAAAAUGGCUGUUAAAAAACUGAAGAAUAGUUUGCCACUUAGAAAAGAACUAGAUCGUUUAAAAGAGGAACUGUCUAACCUGUUGCAACUCUCAGAUAUCAGGUGGCAGAGGAGCUGGGGGGUCGCGCACCGCUGCAGCCAGCUGCACAGUUUAGGCCGCCUCGCGCAGCAGGACCUGGGGACCCUGCAGAAAGCCAAAGGCUGCACGCUCAUCUUCACGGACCGCUCGGGCGUGAGCGCCGUGGGCCACGUGAUGCUGGGGACCAUGGACGUCCACCACCACUGGACCAAGCUUUUUGAAAGGUUGCCAAGUUAUUUUGACCUCCGGAGAAAGCUGGUGCUUUUAGAAAACCAAAUAAGCGGGCUUUUAGGGGGCAUCCAAGUUGUUUAUAUUGAAGAACUGCAGCCACUGUUAACCCUUGAAGAGUAUUACUCUCUCCUCGACGUGUUCUACAACCGACUGCUGAAAAGCAGAGUACCCUUCCACCCUCAGAGUCUCCGGGGCUUGCAGAUGACCCUCAACAGUGACAGGUACGCGCCAAGCCUUCAUGAACUUGGGCAUUUUAACAUCCCAACGCUCUGUGACCCAGAAAAUCUGCAGUGGUUUAUUCUCACCAGAGCCCAGCAGGCAAGAGAAAACUUGAAGCGAAAGGAACAGUUGGAGGUUGCUGAAGGCGAGCUGAUCCGCGCCUCCGCCAGCCAGUUCGCCCUGGAGAAGCUGUACAAGGAGCCCAGCGUCUCCACCCGGCAGAUGGUGGCCUGCUGUGAGCGGCUCGCCUUGCGCCCGCGGCCGGCCCUGCGCGGCAUGCACCUGUGCGUGUCCCACUUCUACUCCGUGCUGCAGGACGGUGACCUGUACAUCCCCUGGGACUGGAAGGACGGAGACGCCCUGAAGUGACCCAGAAACCCACUGCGCUUACAAAGAAAUAAGAAAGAAAUGGCCAAACUUACUUAAAUCCACAGCAUGAAGAACAGUUUCCGACUGCUGCUUUAAAAGACCUUUUUUUAAAUUAUUUCCUAGCAGAGAGACCAGGCUAAAGAUACCAGAGCAAAGGGAUGUGUUUGUGGCGCAUGGUAACUAGGGUUCUCCGAGUCUUUAUUUUCAUGCACGCGUGGCCUUGAAGCUGGCUGAGCGUGCAGGGAGGUCUCGGGUCAGCGUCUCCACGUAACAUGGUGCCACACACCUCUUCGGUCGUGUCGUGUGUGCACACGCUUAUUUUAUAGGCAGGAGGGAUCGCUGGUGUCUAAAACACCAGUGUAGCAGAAGUUAGAUGUCAGUGAUGGGGAAUUUAAGUUUGCAACCCAUAAUUUCUCCUACCCGUUACAAUACAGUAGCUGUGGGGGCUGGGGAAGGACGUACUCAGCACACCAAAGGCCCCAGGUUCUGUCCCAGCAGCAAAGAAAUUAAAUAAACGAAGAUACCCUACCAUUGGCAGCAUAAACCCGACAGGCAGGAGCAGCUUUGUACCCUUUGGAGGCUCCCAGGAGUCCCUGCAGUCGGCCUCAGCGGGCACCCUCACCCACUUGCCAAGGGGCAGGGUUUCUGUGUCCCCCGGGGGUUCGCUCUCUUCGGCUCUGGUUCUUAGGGCCUCUCUGUGUCGCCUCUCAUUUCAGAAACAGCUGAACCCCGGGUGGCCCAUGUUGCCCCCAACAGGCAAGGCCUGGCCCCGCAUCCCCUCGACUCCGGGUCAGAUCCCCCGCCCCUCCACAUGAGGACGAGCAGGUGUGGCUGGGACACCGUGCUUGACUCUCCUGUGGAUGAAGCAGUAGAACGUAAAGAUGGUGAAAUUAGUUCAUAAAGUAUGCUCUGAGUUUACAGGAAACAUUCAUUAUUUGAGCCGUUUAAGUGCAAAUGGGUGUUCAAAAGUAUUGAUUUGUCCUUACUGUAGCUCGUGCACAUACCCCCCCUUAACUGUGCCAGAGAAUUAUAUUGAAGUUGGUUUUCUCAUGUGACAGAUGUUACUAUCACUAAAGAUUUUCCAGAGCCAAUUGAUGGCAGUGAGAAUCAUACAAGAAAAUGUAUUAGAAAAUUAGAUCUGGGUUUGCCAUUUCUGAAAUCAGCUAAUAUAGAAGCUUCAGUAAUAUGUUUUGAAGUUGAUUUUUGUCUCAGAACCAUCACAUAAUAAAUUCUACUCAUGUCA
Messenger RNA from Heterocephalus glaber (naked mole-rat), 2922 nucleotides. RefSeq names its product T cell activation inhibitor, mitochondrial (gene Tcaim). The record is from RefSeq and is a predicted model, not a curated record. NCBI's taxonomy places the organism in Eukaryota, Metazoa, Chordata, Mammalia, Rodentia, Bathyergidae. Gene Ontology annotation, cellular component: mitochondrion.